AUGAGCUCAUCCAGAGGUUCCAAUGUAGUUUUUGUUGGAAAUAUACCGUAUGAACUUACAGAAGAACAAUUAAUAGAGGUGUUUAAAGAAGUGGGACCUGUAGUAUCAUUUCGUCUGGUUUUUGAUAAAGAGAAUGGAAGACCACGCGGAUAUGGAUUUUGUGAAUAUCAUGACUCGGAAACAGCUGCAAGUGCAGUAAGAAAUUUAAAUAAUGUUGAAGUUGGAGGGCGUCAACUAAGGGUUGAUUAUGCAGAUAAUGAUCCAGCCACUUCAUCUAAUUCAUCAAGCAACUCAUCACACCAAGCUCGUGCAUUAUUGGCACAAAAUCCUCAACUUUGUUAUGCAUUAUUUCAAAUAAUGUUAGAUCAGAAUAUUGUUGAUCCAAAUAUACUACGAUUGAUGCAACAAAGCUCUUUGCAAGGACAAACUCAACCUCAGCCAACUGCUGUACAAAAUACCAAUCCCUUGGUCACACCCAACUAUGGUUCCCAACCUAUUCCUAACACAGCACAAAUUCCUCAACAACAUCAACCUAACAUGUUCACUUCAAUUCCUCAGCAACCAAUGAUUCAGCAACCAAUACAACAACCUAUCAAUAUUCAACAGCCUCCAAUACAGCAACCUCCCAUGCAACAACCCCCAUCCAUGCAGCAAUCUACUCCGAUGCAACAACCUCCCCCAAUGCAACAACCACCCAUUCAACAACCACUGAUGCAACAAGCUAUUGGAAUGCCAGUAAUAAAUACUGGAAUGGUUAACCCCUCACAGUCUAUUGCUAAUUUAGCAACAGGGAAUAUUAAUAAUAUGAAUGAUUUACAAAUGCAGGAAACUCAGAAAUCAUUAUUACUGCAAGUUCUAAAUCUACCUCAAGCACAAAUUGAUUUAUUGCCACCAGAUCAACGUAAUCAUUUAUUAGCAUUGAAACAACAACUUUUACUUCAGGCUAGGCCGACAUAA
Molecule: messenger RNA, 957 nt
Organism: Entrophospora candida
Lineage: Eukaryota; Fungi; Glomeromycota; Glomeromycetes; Entrophosporales; Entrophosporaceae
Source: the annotation of a GenBank genome assembly